AUGGCGUCGGCGCUCUUCUUCCUCGACCUCAAGGGCAAGACCCUGCUUGCCCGCAACUACCGUGGUGACAUCCCCAUGUCGGCUGUGGAAAAGUUCCCCAUCCUCCUCUCCGAUGCUGAAGAAGAAUCCUCCGCCGUGCCCCCUUGCUUCUCCCACGAAGGCAUCAACUACCUCUAUAUCCGCCAUAAUAACCUCUACCUGCUCGCCCUCACCAAGCGCAACACCAACGCCGCCGAAAUCAUCCUCUUCCUACACAAGAUUGUCGAGGUCUUUACAGAGUACUUCAAGGCCCUCGAGGAGGAGUCGAUCCGCGACAACUUUGUCAUCAUCUACGAGCUGCUCGACGAGAUGAUGGACUUCGGCUACCCGCAGACCACCGAGUCCAAGAUUCUGCAGGAAUACAUUACCCAAGAAUCCCACAAACUCGAGAUUCAGGCCCGCCCGCCCAUUGCCGUCACCAAUGCCGUGUCGUGGCGCUCCGAGGGCAUUCGAUACCGCAAAAACGAAGUCUUCCUCGACGUCGUCGAGAGCCUGAACCUGCUCAUCGGCUCCAACGGCAACGUGCUGCGCAGCGAGAUCCUCGGCGCUAUCAAGAUGAAGUGUUACCUCAGCGGCAUGCCAGAGCUGCGCCUCGGACUCAACGACAAGGUCAUGUUCGAGACGACGGGCCGCUCCACUCGCGGCAAGGCCAUUGAGAUGGAGGACGUCAAGUUCCACCAGUGUGUGCGCCUCGCGCGCUUCGAAAACGACCGCACAAUCUCCUUUAUCCCCCCCGACGGCGAGUUCGAGCUCAUGUCGUACCGCCUCAACACACAUGUCAAGCCGCUCAUCUGGGUCGAGUGCGCCGUCGAGUCGCACUCAGGCUCCCGCAUCGAGUACAUGCUCAAGGCCCGCGCCCAGUUCAAGCGCCGCAGCACCGCCAACAAUGUCGAGAUCAUCGUCCCCGUCCCCGACGACGCCGACUCCCCGCGCUUCCGCACGAAUAUCGGCUCCGUCCACUACGCACCCGAGCAGAGCGCCAUUGUCUGGAAGAUUAAGCAGUUUGGUGGUAACAAGGAGUUUCUCAUGCGUGCCGAGCUCGGCCUGCCCAGCGUCCGUGGUGACGAUGACACUGGUGGUGGCAUGACGGGCGGCUUUGGCGGCAGCAUGGGUGGCAUGGGCAGCAAGGGUGCCAAGAGACCGAUCCAGGUCAAGUUUGAGAUUCCAUACUUUACGACGAGUGGCAUCCAGGUCCGCUACCUGAAAAUCACAGAACCAAAGCUGCAAUAUCCCUCGCUUCCUUGGGUACGAUACAUAACACAAUCUGGCGACAUUGCUGUGCGACUACCAGACGCCAUCUGA
Messenger RNA from Akanthomyces muscarius, 1341 nucleotides. RefSeq lists its product as uncharacterized. The coding region runs from base 1 to 1341 and encodes 446 amino acids. Gene Ontology annotation, cellular component: clathrin-coated vesicle; clathrin adaptor complex. The record is from RefSeq and is a predicted model, not a curated record. The transcript is spliced from 3 exons. NCBI's taxonomy places the organism in Eukaryota, Fungi, Ascomycota, Sordariomycetes, Hypocreales, Cordycipitaceae. Gene Ontology annotation, biological process: intracellular protein transport; vesicle-mediated transport. Gene Ontology annotation, molecular function: clathrin-cargo adaptor activity.